UCAAAUCCAUUCAUAUUGAUAUCUAAUUUGUCAUUAUUAAUUAAUGAUUUUACCAAUGAAAAUUAAGAAAACAACAAGUACGAAGCUUAGUUGCAUCUUGCUUAAUUGGGACGGCAAACCAAUAGUUUUCAUAUUUUUAUAAUUACAUUGUCAAAGCAUCUUUCGUUUUUAUUUGUCAUUUUCUCAUUACAUCUUGUUCAUUGUUGUUCAUUAUUCCUUAAUCUUAUCAUUUCUUAAUGUUACCCUUAGAUUGUAUCAUAUCAUUACGUCUUGUUCAUUGCUGUUUAUUAUUCCUUAAGGGUUGGCGUAAUCCUAUGCAUUAAUAUUUGAUUAUUUAAUAUUCCUUUCAUGUGGCGAAACUUCUUAGAGCUUUCCUGGAUUUCUAUUCAUAGAAUAACACAGUGAAAGUUUGUAGUGAUUGACUCGACUUCCCUUUAUUGGUGGACUUAGAACCAUAUUCGGUGCUUAAUUGCUGCAAUCCUCUUUUGAAUUAAAGACAAACUCUCGAUAUUUUGCAGUAUCGUAACAAUUUUGAAGAGGUUUCCUAGGCAAGGCUCUAGGUUAUAUUUAAGUCCCUUUCUUAUAGUUGUCAUUCUUAUCUUUCUAUCAGUCAUUUCAUUGCAUUCUUCUCCUACGGAGUAUUUAUUAAGCAGAUGGGGAAUCUGUUCUGUUGUGUACAAGUUGACCAGUCCACAGUACUGAUUAAGGAGAAAUUUGGCAAGUUUGAUGACGUCCUUGAACCUGGAUGCCAUUGCCUACCAUGGUUCCUCGGACAUCAGAUUGCCGGCCACUUGUCUCUGAGGUUGCAGCAGUUAGAUGUGCGUUGUGAAACCAAAACAAAGGACAAUGUUUUUGUCAAUGUUGUUGCGUCUAUUCAAUAUCGUGCCCUGGCAGAUAAUGCAAGUGAUGCUUUCUACAAACUCAGCAACACAAGGCUCCAAAUUCAGGCAUAUGUAUUUGAUGUGAUUAGGGCAAGUGUUCCCAAGCUAAAUCUGGAUGAUGCUUUUGAACAAAAAAAUGAAAUAGCUAAAGCUGUGGAAGAUGAACUCGAAAAGGCUAUGUCUGCUUAUGGGUAUGAGAUAGUGCAAACACUCAUUGUUGACAUUGAACCAGAUGAGCAUGUGAAGCGGGCAAUGAAUGAAAUUAAUGCUGCUGCAAGACUGAGGGUGGCGGCCAAUGAAAAAGCUGAGGCAGAGAAAAUUUUACAAAUCAAAAGAGCUGAAGGUGAAGCAGAGUCCAAAUAUCUCUCAGGGCUUGGUAUUGCCCGCCAGAGACAAGCAAUUGUAGAUGGAUUAAGAGAUAGUGUGCUGGGGUUCUCUAUCAAUGUUCCAGGGACUACUGCAAAGGAUGUGAUGGACAUGGUCCUGGUCACCCAAUACUUUGACACAAUGAAGGAAAUUGGUGCUGCUUCAAAAUCCUCUGCUGUCUUCAUUCCCCAUGGACCUGGUGCUGUUCGCGAUGUAGCUACCCAGAUCCGUGAUGGACUUCUUCAGGCUGCUUCUCAACAGUAAUUUGCUACUUAUCAAGGCAUAUAUGGCGUUGAUGUUUGGAUAACAGUCAUGCAUUUGUGAUUUCCAUCAAGUUUUCAUGCGUCUGGUUUUGUUAAUUGACAAUCUAUUAUAGCUACUAGCGUGCAUAUGAUAUUAAGCAAGUUAUUCUGCUCUA
This is a messenger RNA of Pistacia vera, 1665 nucleotides long. Its product is annotated as hypersensitive-induced response protein-like protein 1. NCBI's taxonomy places the organism in Eukaryota, Viridiplantae, Streptophyta, Magnoliopsida, Sapindales, Anacardiaceae. The transcript is spliced from 6 exons. The record is from RefSeq and is a predicted model, not a curated record. The coding region runs from base 654 to 1511 and encodes 285 amino acids.